AAUAAAUAAAAGAAGUUGAAAUUGGAGUUUGAUAUCAAUGAGAAUCACAACCACAAACCCCGCCACAUAUAUAAGCCCCCAGUUCAACCUCCGAGCAACUUUCCACAUUCAUUUGUACCAAAUCUCAGCACCCUUUACCGGAAAACCAAAACCAUGUCGGACCCAAAACCCAGACUAGUCUGCUGCAUCGGCGACGUCCACGGCUUCCACACCAAGCUCCAAAACCUCUGGUCCAAUCUCGAAUCCUCCAUCCCCUCUUCAGAUUUCGCCACCGCCCUCGUCAUCUUCCUCGGCGACUACUGCGACCGCGGCCCAGACACCAACAAAGUCCUCGACUUCCUCAUUUCCCUCCCCUCCAGAUACCCGCAUCAGAAACAUGUCUUCAUCGCCGGAAACCACGACUUCUCCUUCGCCGGCUUCUUGAGAGUCCUGCCUCCGCCGCCGGACGGGUCCGAGUUCCGGGAGGGGUGGAAGGAGUUCGAGGACAAUGAGGAGAGAGAAGGGUGGUUCAAGGGCGAGGGGUACGAGGGAAUGCACUUGCAAGGGAGGAGAUGGGCUGGGAGUAAGAAUUCUGAUGCUGGGCCCACUUUUGAGUCCUAUGGGGUGCCUCAUGGCUCUGCCGAUCUGGUGAAGGCAGUUCCUGAUGAUCAUAAAAAGUUUCUUGCUGAUAUGGUUUGGGUGCAUGAAGAGGAUGAUGUCUGUGUAGAGAUUGAGGGUGAAACCAAACACUGUAAAUUGAUUGCCGUGCAUGCCGGUUUGGAGAAAGAUAAAGAUGUCAAACAACAGUUGGAGUUUCUGAAAGCCAGAGAUACUCGGGUACCUAAGAUAGAGGCUCUUAGUGGCAGGAAAAACGUGUGGAAUAUACCAGAGGAACUGAAAAAGACUCCAACUGUUAUUGUAAGUGGACAUCAUGGGAAACUUCAUAUUGAAGGCUUAAGGCUGAUUAUUGAUGAAGGCGGUGGUAUGGCAAAGAACCCGGUGGCUGCAAUUUUACUCCCUUCUAUGAAGAUAGUCCGUGAUACAGACGUUGUUGCUGAAGGAACAAGAAUUCUUGACUAGAAAAACAGGAUCUGAGCAUUGGGAAUAUUUCAACCCUCCCAACCUUCCUUCCUAGUUUCUACUCUUCCCUUUCCAUUUUCAUUUAUAUUUGCCUGAGCUUGAGUACCAAAUCAGAGAAACUGUCACUCCUAUCUUCAGUGUUUGCAUCAGACAAUUGGCAUUUUAAGCUACUAGAUUUACUCUCAUGAGCAAGAAUUAUACCGGUGUUCACUGGUACGUUAGUCUUUUGUGAUUUUGUAGCUCCAAUAGGAAUGAAAUUUCCCUACAGAGUAGUUAUGUUGUGAUC
Molecule: messenger RNA, 1345 nt
Organism: Rosa rugosa (rugosa rose)
Lineage: Eukaryota; Viridiplantae; Streptophyta; Magnoliopsida; Rosales; Rosaceae
Product: tyrosine-protein phosphatase RLPH2-like
Exons: 4
Coding region: 154-1059 (301 amino acids)
Molecular function (GO): hydrolase activity
Source: RefSeq, a predicted model, not a curated record